GGAGUUGUGACGGGCGGAGGAUGAGGAGGUGAUGUGCCUCCUCGACAGAAGGCCGGAGUUGGUGGAGCGGUGGCUGGCCCGCCAGAGCGCCGCGGUGAGGAGGCCGUCUGUCACCUCGGAGCUAGCCGCGUCUUGGCUCGCCGCGUCCCCCUUCAAGAGGUCGAGGUCACCCUCCAGACCCAGAGAGUCGAGAGAAUGGCGGCGCAGACUGGGCCUGCUGGACGAGGGGGAGCUGUUCAUGGAGUUGAUCCGGGACGUCUCGAACGAGCUGGACAUCGACGUGCUCUGCCACAAGAUCCUCGUCAACGUCGGCCUCCUCACCCGGGCCGACAGGGGGUCCCUCUUCCUCGCCAGAGGACACAUCCUCAUCGCCAAGCUCUUCGAUGUCACAGUCGAGACAGAACUUGAAGAAGCGGUGAAGAAAGCAAGAGAAGAAGAAAUAAAGAUUCCAUUUGGCGUUGGAGUUGCAGGUGUUGUGGCUCAAAGUAAAGCUGUAAUUAACAUCAGGGAUGCCUAUACUGACCCGAGGUUCAACAGCGAAAUCGACAUGAGAACAGGCUACAAGACGAACACCAUCCUCUGCGGACCGAUAUCCAACUACGAGGGCGAGGUGAUAGGAGUCGCCCAGAUCAUCAACAAAACUGACGGGACCAAGGAGUUCACCGAGAGAGAUGUCGAGGUGUUCCAGAGGUACCUUACAUUCUGUGGGAUAGGGAUACAGAAUGCUCAACUUUUCGAAAUGUCUGUGCAAGAAUUCAAGAGGAACCAGAUCCUUUUGAACCUUGCGAGGUCAAUAUUCGAAGAACAGAGCAACCUUGAGAGGCUUGUUACUAAGAUAAUGACAGAAGCACGAGACCUGCUAAAGUGUGAAAGUUGUGCAGUAUUCUUACUAGACACGCACUGUUGUGAAGCUAUUCUUCUUGAGAGCCUAGUUGUAAAGACAACAUUAUCUAUUUGUGAAAGAAAACCUCUAUGUAGGAGAGAAAGUAAUAAUGUGAAUGUUGAUGAAAUCUUGUCCCCAAAAGAAGUAUCUAAUUUUAAGUUUACGACAGUCUUUGAGCUGAGAUCUGCCUCUCAAAAAGCCGAUGUUUAUAAUCCAACACAGAGUGACCUAGGGAAAUCUAAGCUAGCACAGAUCGCAAAAUAUGUUGCAACAACCGGGCAGAUCUUGAACAUAGGAGAUGUUUCCUCUUGGAUGAAUGAAGAUGUUACAGGGAAAGGAGACAGUGUUGUCGCUAGAUGUAUUUUAUGCAUGCCAAUCAUUAAUGGCCAAAAGCAAGUUAUAGGAGUUGCACAGUUAAUCAAUAAGGAAACAGGGCAACCAUUUACUGAAAAUGAUGUAUCUAUUUUCGAAGCAUUUGCAAUUUUCUGUGGUCUUGGUAUUCACAAUACCCAGAUGUAUGAAAAUGCAUGUAAAUUAAUGGCUAAACAGAAAGUUGCCCUGGAAUGUCUUUCUUAUCACGCCACUGCUUCGAUAGAUGACACUACAAAACUUAUCAAAGACAAUAUACCCUCUGCAGAAAAGUACAAUCUUUACAGUUUCAAGUUCAUUGAUUUUGAUCUUAAUGACGAGGACACUUGCAAAGCAACGAUUAGGAUGUUUCUGCAGUGUAGCCUUGUGGAACAGUUUCACAUACCUUAUGAUGUCCUUUGUCGGUGGGUAUUGAGUGUGAAAAAAAAUUAUAGGCCAGUUAAGUACCAUAAUUGGAGACAUGCGUUGAACGUAGCUCAGACCAUGUUUGCUAUGCUCAAAACAGGGAAGAUGGAAAGGUUCAUGACUGACCUAGAGAUAUUGGGUCUUCUCGUUGCUUGUCUAUGCCAUGAUCUGGAUCAUCGAGGUACUAAUAAUGCAUUCCAGACUAAAACUGAAUCACCAUUAGCAAUAUUAUACACAACUAGUACAAUGGAGCAUCAUCACUUUGAUCAGUGCGUGAUGAUAUUGAACAGCGAGGGUAAUAAUAUUUUUCAGGCUCUUUCACCUGACGAUUAUAGGUACGUUAUGAAAGUAGUGGAGCAAUCGAUUCUGUCCACAGAUCUUGCAAUGUACUUUAAAAAGAAGAAUAGUUUUAUGGAAUUGAUAGAAAAUGGCGAAUUCGACUUCCAAAGUGAAGGGAAAAAAGAAUUGCUUUGCGGAAUGAUGAUGACAGCAUGUGACGUAGGUGCUAUAGCAAAGCCAUGGGAAGUCCAACAUAAAGUUGCAAAGCUAGUUGCUGAUGAAUUCUUUGAUCAGGGUGAUCUCGAAAAACUUCAACUUAAUACUCAACCAAUCGCUAUGAUGGACAGAGAAAGAAAAGACGAAUUACCUCAAAUGCAAGUUGGUUUUAUAGAUGUCAUAUGUCUUCCAUUGUACAAGGUUCUUUCUGAAACAUUUCCUUGGAUAAAACCACUUUAUGAGGGAACUUUGGAAAAUCGCAAACACUGGCAAGAUCUUGCAGAGAAAGUAGAAAUGGGUCUAACGUGGAUAGACCAUGAUACAAUUGAAAAACCAAUAGAAGAGUUUACUGGUGAUGAAGAUGCAAAAGAGAUUGAAUUCACUGUUACAACUCUCAACUGCGAAAAGAAAGCAGGAGAUGGAGAAGGAACUGGUGUAUCCACUCGUCGUGCCAAUGGCACAACAAUGGGAAGAUUUGCAUCCCUCAGGAAGAACAGAGCUCUCGGGAAAUCGGUUAGAACGAGAAUCAGCAGAUCCUUGUAUGCCAAGUCGUCUUCGGAAAAGAAGGCAGUGAAGAUACUCCUGAGAAGCCUGAAGAAGCGAACAAAACACAAUCAGUCGUCCAGCAGAAAACAAAAAGCAAAUUAUGCUCACUCUUCUGACAUUCGAAGACCUCAUCUAUCCCAGAAACUUAGUAAUUAUUGCUAA
Messenger RNA from Nezara viridula (southern green stink bug), 2860 nucleotides. NCBI's taxonomy places the organism in Eukaryota, Metazoa, Arthropoda, Insecta, Hemiptera, Pentatomidae. The record is from the annotation of a GenBank genome assembly.